This is a messenger RNA of Schistocerca serialis cubense, 2166 nucleotides long. It is a transcript of the gene BckdhB, whose product is annotated as 2-oxoisovalerate dehydrogenase subunit beta, mitochondrial. Gene Ontology annotation, biological process: branched-chain amino acid catabolic process; response to nutrient. Lineage: Eukaryota; Metazoa; Arthropoda; Insecta; Orthoptera; Acrididae. Gene Ontology annotation, molecular function: catalytic activity. The transcript has 8 exons. The record is from RefSeq and is a predicted model, not a curated record. Bases 951 to 1919 code for a protein of 322 amino acids.
UAUGCCAUGGAACGCAGCAAAUUAUCACUUUGUUGUGUUGAAAACUGGAGUUUGUUGGGAACUGUUUUGUUUAGAUAUUUUGUAGCUUGUGUUAACAAUAAGCAGCUCGGUGUUUACAUAGCAUACGUAAAUGUAAUUGAAUAGCAGAAUGGAAUUUGCAGUCGUGCCUGAAACAUAACAAAAACAAAGUUAGUUGUAAAUAUUAGUAAUCUAGGAAGACACCAGCAGGGAAUGUAAUGUUAACAUUAACAUCGCUGAGAUUUAUCUUACAGAAGAAUCGUCUUCCGCUAUUUCCACCUGAUAAUAUGUGUUAUUAAAACCGGAAAACAUAACGACAAUAUAAAAAAUGGGUUAGAUGAUUCCAUAGAUGAGGUGGUACCCAACGUGAGUUUGUCGCCGCGAGGCGUCUUCGGGAUCACUAUGUAGAGAUUCUCAACAAGAAUUGCCGCAAUGAAAUGACAUUGAAUUUCCAAAUACUUUGUUCUCACGUACAACCAACGCUGUUACCUUAAAAUGCUUCGCACAAUUGGCAAACAGACAGACGUUGCAAGCCACUGAUACUGUGUACGGGAAACGCUGUGCAAUGCAUUGGACCGUACCUACUCACAGGAACUUCCGUACAAGGAAUGAAAAUAUAAAUAGAGUGGUCAUAGUCCGUCUGUAGUUGAGAUAUUUCUAUUAAAUGCGUCAAACUCAUUGUACAUACAGCUGCUAGUACAUUUCAGAACUGAGGGUCACAGCACAGCAGUUAAAAGCUCAUUUUGUGUCAGUGGAAUGUAAUUCUUCACUUUGGUAGAUUUGUCGACUGAAUCAGCAUCUGCACGACUGGCGCUUCGUGUGACGUUCCAGACAAUAGGUUUGGCAAUGUGAACUGUUGAUUUGUGCAGAGGUAACUGAACAGAAAAAGUGUUGAAGAGAAGAGCAUCACCUCAGCAGGGAAAUCGCUGAAGAUGAAUAUGUUCCAGGCAAUUAACAAUGCAAUGGAUAUAACACUCGAUAAGGAUCCCUCUGCAGUUGUGUUUGGAGAAGAUGUUGCAUUUGGUGGAGUGUUUCGCUGCACACUGGACCUACAAAAAAAGUAUGGCAAAGAUAGAGUAUUCAACACUCCUCUCUGUGAACAGGGCAUUGUAGGCUUUGGAAUAGGUCUUGCAAAUGUUGGUGCAACAGCAAUUGCAGAAAUACAGUUUGCUGACUACAUCCUUCCCGCUUUUGAUCAGAUAGUAAAUGAGGCUGCAAAGUGUCGGUAUCGCAGUGGCAAUCAGUUCCACUGUGGCAGUCUUACUAUAAGAACACCUUGCGGAGCUGUUGGACAUGGUGGACUUUAUCAUUCCCAAAGCCCAGAGGCAUUCUUCGCACAUGCACCAGGACUUAAGGUGGUGGUGCCACGGGGAGCAGCGAAGGCUAAAGGUUUGUUGGCGUCCUGCAUAAGAGACAAUGAUCCAUGCAUCUUUCUGGAACCCAAGGUGCUAUAUCGGUCAGCAGUUGAAGAUGUGCCAGUUGAUGAGUACCUGCUUCCUCUGGGGAAGGCAGAUAUUGUGUUGGAAGGGGAUGCAGUGACUCUAAUUGGAUGGGGUACUCAGAUACAUGUUCUGAGGGAGACAGCUGAAAUAGCAAAGAAAACAAUGAAUGUGAACUGUGAAGUCAUUGACUUAGUUUCCAUUCUUCCUUGGGAUGUGGACACAGUAAGCAAGUCUGUGAAGAAAACAGGCCGUGUGGUUAUUGCACAUGAAGCUCCACUGACAUGUGGCUUUGGUGCUGAAGUAGCUGCAACAAUACAGGAAGAGUGUUUUCUACAUCUGGAAGCACCGGUACAAAGGGUCACAGGCUUUGAUACACCAUUUCCAUGUAUCUUUGAGCCUUUUUACAUUCCCACAAAAUGGCGCUGCCUGGAAGCAGUACAAGCUGUCCUCAAAUAUUAAUGUUACUGUUUCUUCACCAGAAAAGGGGUAUUCAUUGGCAAAACUGCGUUAAAGUUCUUAUUGUUAUCUCUGUUUUCAGUGCAUAUCUUUCAUAUAAUGAAUACAUGAAAUAUAGAAAUUCUGAGCUCUAAAAUUAGCUUGUAAACUAGAUGUUAAUUGUGUCCAUUUUAAAUUAUAUAUUUGUACUGUUGUUGUCACUGAAACUUUUAUAUGAAUUUAUUACUCCAAUAAAAUAAAAACUCCAUAA